AUGGAGGAGAGGGGCGAAGGAAAGUGUGUGUGUGGGAGGGGGGUCUUGUCCCCUUCUCUCUCCAGCGCUGGGGCCGGCCCCGGUGCCAGGAGAGGCGGGCCGGUUUCGGGAGGGAGGGCUGCCCGUCCCCCGUCCCCCUCCUUCCACCGGGGCUGGCGGCCAGCCCCGAAGUUGCGGCGAGGCGGGAGGACACACGUCCUGUCCUUCCACCGCCCCCGGGCUCCCCCCAGCCUCCAUCCCCGCAUCCCUCCCGCGCUGUGCCGGCCGUCCCGCCCGGGCAGCCCCGCCGGUCCCGGGGCGGGGGGAGAUGGCUGCCGGGGCUCGGAGGUCGCCGAGACACCUGCUGCCACCGGGCCCCCCCCCGUGCACACCCGCUCCGCUCCCGCUCCCUCCUUCCUCCGCUCCCGUCCCUGCCUCCAGCCGCCGCUGCAGAGCCGCCGCCGCCGCCGCCGCCGCCAAGGACGAGCCGGGACCGACGGCGGCCGCCGGAGCCCCCCGCCAGCCGCGGCGGGGGCCGACCCUGCCCCGGGGGGCUGCCCCGCAGCAGGAGAGGCUUUGCAAGAGCCGAGCCCCCGGUGGGACGAGCCCCGCCGGAGCCGCGGGGCAUGUAGGCACCGAGCAGCGGCGGUCCCGGACGCGCUGGUGGACAUGGGCAGAGCGCCGGCGCACGCUCUGCUACUGUCGAUGGUGCUGGGCUGCUCGGCUGCCUUCACGGACAUCCUGCUGCCCRGCCCCGAGGAGCCGGUGGUCAACGUGGCCGUGGUGUUCGGGGGCACGUCCUACCCCCUGCACAUCCGCUCCCGCCUGAGCCCCCAGAGCUUCCUGGACAUGCCCCUGGAGAUCCACCCCAUCACCGUCGUCGUCAACAACACCAACCCCAGCACCCUCCUCACCCAAAUCUGCGACAUCCUCGCCGGCCACAAGAUCCACGGCAUCGUCUUUGAAGAUAACGUGGGCACGGAGGCCGUGGCCCAGAUCCUGGACUUCAUCUCCUCCCAGACCCAGGUCCCCAUCAUCAGCAUCAGCGGCGGCUCUGCCGUGGUGCUGAGCCCGAAGGAGCCAGGAUCAGCUUUCCUGCAGUUGGGUGUCUCCAUCGAGCAGCAGAUCCAGGUGAUCUUCAAGGUGCUGGAGGAAUACGACUGGGGCUCCUUCGCUGUCAUCACCAGCCUCUACCCAGGCUACAACAUCUUCCUGGACGUCAUCCGCUCCUUCACGGAUGCCAGCUACUUCGGCUGGGAGCUGCAGGAGGUGCUCACCUUCGAGAUGAGCCAGGAGCAGAGCAACUCCAGGACGCAGCGGCUCCUGCGCCAGAUCGACGCCCAGGUCCUGAUCGUUUACUGCUCCCGAGAGGAGGCCGAGUACCUGUUCUCCAUGGCGGAACAAGCCGGGCUGGUGGGGCCGGGCUACGUCUGGAUCGUGCCCAGCAUGACCGUGGGCAACAUGGAGGUGCCGCCCUCCUCCUUCCCCGUCGGCCUCAUCAGCGUGGUGACRGAGAGCUGGAAGCUGAGCCUGCGGCAGAAGGUGCGGGAUGGGGUGGCCAUCAUCGCCAUGGGGGCGGCCAGCUUCUUCCGUGCCCACGGCUACCUGCCGGACGUGGGGCGGGACUGCUGGGCCCCCGCCAGGGCCACCAACACCAACACCAGCUUCUACCGGCACCUCCUCAAUGUGACAUGGGAGCACAGGGACUUCUCCUUCAAUGAAGGUGGCUACCUGGUCAGGCCCACCAUGGUGGUGAUCACGCUCAACCAGCACCGGCUCUGGGAGAUGGUGGGCAAGUGGGACAAAGGCAUCAUCCACAUGAAGUACCCAGUGUGGCCCCGCUACGGCUCCCUCAUGCAGCCCGUGGUGGACAACCGCCACCUGACAGUGGCCACCCUGGAGGAGAGACCCUUUGUCAUCGUGGAGAACACGGACCCCAGCACGGGGGUGUGCGUGCGCAACACCGUGCCCUGCCGCAAGCAGACCAACUCCUCCCAGAGUGGUGAUGGUCUUGUGGAUCCCUACACCAAGCUGUGCUGCAAGGGCUUCUGCAUCGACAUCCUCAAGAAGCUGGCCAAGGCGGUGAAAUUCUCCUAYGACCUCUACCUGGUGACCAACGGCAAGCACGGCAAGAUCGUCCGUGGGGUGUGGAACGGCAUGAUCGGCGAGGUGUACUACAAGCGCGCAGACAUGGCCAUUGGCUCCCUCACCAUCAACGAGGAGCGCUCCGAGAUCGUGGAUUUCUCCGUGCCCUUUGUGGAGACGGGCAUCAGCGUCAUGGUGGCCCGGAGCAACGGCACCGUGUCCCCYUCCGCCUUCCUGGAGCCUUACAGCCCGGCCGUGUGGGUCAUGAUGUUCGUCAUGUGCCUCACUGUGGUGGCCAUCACCGUCUUCGUGUUCGAGUAUUUCAGCCCYGUUGGCUACAACCAGAACCUCACCAGCGCCAAGAGGCCGGGAGGUCCCACCUUCACCAUCGGCAAGUCCGUGUGGCUGCUGUGGGCGCUGGUCUUCAACAACUCAGUGCCCAUCGAGAACCCCAAGGGCACCACCAGCAAGAUCAUGGUGCUCAUCUGGGCCUUCUUCGCCGUCAUCUUCCUCGCCAGCUACACGGCCAACCUGGCCGCCUUCAUGAUCCAGGAGCAGUACAUUGACACCGUGUCGGGGCUCAGCGACAGGAAGUUCCAGAGGCCGCAGGAGCAGUACCCGCCCUUCCGCUUUGGCACUGUCCCCAACGGCAGCACCGAGAGGAACAUCCGCAGCAACUACCCCGACAUGCACACCCACAUGGUGAAAUACAACCAGCGCUCCGUGGAGGACGCCCUCACCAGCCUCAAAAUGGGGAAGCUGGACGCCUUCAUCUACGACGCGGCGGUGCUCAACUACAUGGCGGGCAAGGACGAGGGCUGCAAGCUGGUGACCAUCGGCAGCGGGAAGGUGUUCGCCACCACGGGCUACGGCAUCGCCCUGCAGAAAGACUCACGCUGGAAGCGGGCCAUUGACCUGGCCCUGCUCCAGUUCCUGGGAGACGGUGAGACCCAGAAGCUGGAGACRGUUUGGCUGUCAGGGAUCUGCCAGAAUGAGAAGAACGAGGUGAUGAGCAGCAAGCUGGACAUCGACAACAUGGCCGGGGUUUUCUACAUGCUGCUGGUGGCCAUGGGGCUGAGCCUGCUGGUCUUUGCCUGGGAGCACCUCGUCUACUGGAAGCUGCGUCACUCCGUCCCCAAGUCCCACAAGCUUGAUUUCCUUCUGGCCAUCAGCAGGGGCAUCUACAGCUGCUUCAACGGGGUGCAGACUCUGUCGAGCCCCGGGCGGGCMCCCACACCCGAUGUCACCGCCAGCUCGGCCCAGGCCAACGUGCUGAAGAUGCUGCAGGCGGCCAAGGAGAUGGUGACCACGGCCAGCGUGGGCGGCUCGCUGGAGCAGGCCACCCGCACCAUCGAGGACUGGAGCAACCACAGCGAGCGCCUCCAGACCACCUUCUCCCUGAGGACACCCCAGCUCGUGGUGCAGAACAGCACCGGCGCACACCGGGGCCCCCCCGCCGGCCCGCACCCCGCCGACAGGCUGGGGAGAGCCUACACUCCCAAGGGUGCUCCCCCGGGGCUGCCGCUGCCCCAGCCCGUCCCCGUGGACUCCCGGCUCUACGGGGAGGAGAACUGGAGAGGGGCAAACGAGCACCUCCACCUGCUGCACCCCGUCAAGUUUCGGGGUGGCUGUGUAGGGGAUGAAGCCCUCACAGGUUUCCCCCACCUCCUGGUCAAGACUUCCGCAGGAGGGGAUUAUGGGGAGCAGGUGCUGGUGGGGAACCACAUUGGGGCUCCCCUCCCGCCCGCCACAUCCCUCAGGGACCUCCCACCACCGGACAUCUACAGGGAGCACAAGCGGCCGUCGGGGCGRGGGGACCGGCUACAAAACACCCCCGUGCUCCCGAGGGACGGGGCGCACGGGGGCUCAGGGACYCUGCCCCGGCUGCUCUCGGCAGCGGAGAAGAAGCGGGAGGUGGGCAGCKCCUUCCCGCCUCCAUCCUGCUCUCGCGGAGCCUUCCCGAAAGUCACCAGGACUUGCAGAGCCAAGGGCGAGCCGGCGCGGCCGGAGGCGGCGGUGAUGGAGCGGGAGAAGCCGAGCCGGUGGGCGAGCUCGGCCAGGGCUCCCGGCGAGCGCGGCGASAAGCGGCGUCCCGGGGGGCUACGGCGCUGCGGGGCCGCUCGCCCGCCCGCCCGCGCCGACGUGCCCGACCUGUUCCCCGAAGCCGAAGCCGGCCACGGCUGCGGCUCCCGCUGCCCACAGGCCGCUGGCCGGCUGCCACCGCGCUCGCCCGUCACCAGGCUGCCGUCCUACCGGGAGGCUUGCCGGCAAAACCCCCGUGCCACCGCCACCGUGCCGGCGUGCGCGCCCCACGCCUGCAUGAACUACGCCAACGUGGCUCUGUACGCGGGGCACCUCUCGCGGGGGUCCCCGCCGCCCCGGGAGCACCCCGGAGCGCACCCCUGUGACCGGGGGUCGGGGCGCUGGGACGGCGCCUGCAGAGACUGCGGGAGGCGCGGGGAGCUGGCCUUGCUGCGGGCGGUGGGGACCGAGAGGAGGGACCCGCUGGUGGCCCGCGGGGUGGCGAGUCCCUGCGCCGGCGGGUCCUGGCGGCGGGUGUCCAGCCUGGAGUCGGAGGUGUGAUGGGGACACGGGGGGGUGUCCGCGCCCCUCUGUCUGCCCCUUGGCCGGGUGUCCCCACGGGCCGGCCAGCGCCUCCCGGGUCCCGCACCGCCGGGGAUGCUCCGAGCGGCUCGGCGGGGCCCGGUGAGCUCUUAGGGGGAGUCAGAGGAGCCUGGCAGGAGCUGGUACAUGCUGCGUCGGGCUCUCCCCACGGGCAGGGAGACAUCGGGGACGCCAAACGCAUCGCCGCCGUGUCGCCGUCACCUUUUGGUUUCAUUCAAAGGGACUCGAAACGCCAUGUCCAGGUCAUUAAAGAGACAU
Messenger RNA from Malurus melanocephalus (red-backed fairy wren), 4947 nucleotides. It is a transcript of the gene GRIN2C, whose product is annotated as glutamate ionotropic receptor NMDA type subunit 2C. Gene Ontology annotation, molecular function: NMDA glutamate receptor activity; transmitter-gated monoatomic ion channel activity involved in regulation of postsynaptic membrane potential. Gene Ontology annotation, cellular component: NMDA selective glutamate receptor complex; postsynaptic density membrane; plasma membrane. NCBI's taxonomy places the organism in Eukaryota, Metazoa, Chordata, Aves, Passeriformes, Maluridae. The record is from RefSeq and is a predicted model, not a curated record. Gene Ontology annotation, biological process: excitatory postsynaptic potential; synaptic transmission, glutamatergic; monoatomic ion transport.